Molecule: messenger RNA, 1812 nt
Organism: Pseudogymnoascus verrucosus
Lineage: Eukaryota; Fungi; Ascomycota; Leotiomycetes; Thelebolales; Thelebolaceae
Exons: 1
Coding region: 1-1599 (532 amino acids)
Biological process (GO): mRNA splicing, via spliceosome
Cellular component (GO): U4/U6 x U5 tri-snRNP complex
Molecular function (GO): protein binding; U6 snRNA binding; U4 snRNA binding
Source: RefSeq, a predicted model, not a curated record
AUGGAGCAGGCUUCAGGACCCGAUAAGAUAACGAUUUUCACCACCGACAACAGCUCCAACCUCACGACCACCAAAACCUCCAACCUCCCAAUCCUCAACCCAAACACCACAACCCACAACCACACCACCUCUAACUCCCGGGCACAUACACACAAACCGCCCAACAUGUCCGUCCACGCCUCCCGCGCCGACCUAAUCGACCUCGACUCCAUCCCCACCACCCACGCCUCCACCCAAGCCACCGCCUUCCUCAGCCAACUCGACCGCAAAAAACGCGCCGCCGCCACCAUCGUCCCCACCUCCGACACCGCCGUGCGCGCCGCCCUGCGCGCCAUCUCCGAGCCCAUAACACUCUAUGGCGAAGGCCCCGGCGACCGCCGCGAUCGCCUGCGCGAACUCUUGGCUGAGCGCGAAGAGGUGGAGGCCGAGGAUGAGGAUACGGCUAUGGGCGAGGCGGAGGCGGAUGCGGAUGUGGAGGAGGAGUUUUAUACAGCUGGGAGUGAUGGGUUGCUUGAGGCGAGGAGGGAGAUAGCGAGGUUUAGUCUGCCGAGGGCGAAGGCGAGGGUGGAUGCUCAGAAGUUGGAGGCGAAAAUCCCACUACGCACACAUGUUACGUUUCGCAAGGCUUUGCGCGCGAAGCUGGCGCCGUUUGAGUUGCAGGGGAGUCAGAUUGCGGGGGAGCGACCGGUAGGGAUUGUGAGGUUUGCGCCGGAUGGGGGGUCGGUCGCGGCGGGGGGGUGGGGUGGGAGUAUUAAGGUCCUUGAGGUGCCGACGUUGGAGGCGAAGAGGACGUUGAGGGGACAUACUGAUCGGGUGGGGGGGAUUGCGUGGGCGCCUCAGGGAGGGGAGGUGGAGUUGGCGUCGGGGGGUGGGGAGGGGAAUGUGCAUCUUUGGGGACGGGAGGGGGAGACUCCGUUGGCGACGUUGGGGGGGCAUAAUCAGCGCGUGUGUCGCGUGGAGUUCCACCCCUCGGGGAGAUAUCUGGCAUCUGCGUCGGAGGAUACGACGUGGCGCCUUUGGGAUAUUGAGACGAGGGAUGAACUGCUGCUGCAGGAGGGACACUCGAGGGGUGUGUUUGCGGUGGCGUUUAAUACGGAUGGCUCGCUACUUGCUAGUGGGGGGACGGAUAGUAUGGGCCGCAUUUGGGAUUUGAGGACGGGGCGCACGGUGAUGAUUUUGGAUGGACAUAUUAAGCCUGUCUACGCGCUGGAUUGGGGGGUGGAUGGACAUCGUGUGCUCAGUGGUUCGGGGGAUGGAUGGGUGAAGUGCUGGGAUAUUAGGAAGGUCGCCUGUGUUGGGGGUGUAGGCGCGCAUAAAUCUGUGGUAUCCGAUUUGAGGUGGUAUAAGGGAGAUGGAAUGGCGAGGAGUGGGGAGUCAGGGGAGGAGCCGAAGAAGGGGGGGACCUUCUUUGCGAGCGCGGGGUUCGAUAAGAGGAUUAAUGUGUUCUCGGCGGAUGACUGGGGGAUGGUGUGUAGUCUGAGCGGACAUACGGGGAAUGUGCAUAGUGUGGAUGUUAGCAAGGAUGCGAGGUGGAUUGUUAGUGGAGGGUAUGAUCGGACGGUCAAGAUCUGGGGGAGGAAUGAUGGAGAGGGAUUAUAGGGAGGACGAGAUGCUGAUGGCGUUUGGUACGGUGCUUUCUAGCGGUUUGCAUGUUCGAUGGGAGUGUAGGAUAGUAGAACUCGGAAAUGCUGAGAUUAACAAGAAUGUAUUGAAAGGUCAAACUAUAUCAAUUUAUAGACACUCAGCUUGGUUCUGUCGAUGAUAAAUACAGUCCAAUAUGGGCCAAAAAUACAAUCCCAUCUCAUAACCCUG